CUAUUUCAAUCAAGUGAGAAAUAGUGGCCCAUGUUUAGGAUUCUCCCAAAAUAGCCUAAAUAAAUGGACGAAUACUCUCAUUUGACAAAAUGACUUCCGGAUAAAUAUACUAAAAUCAAAGUAGCCGUACACUUCAAGUACAGUGUUGUUUUUCACUCGGAAAAUGUGCGUGCGUACACACUGUACAGAGGAGACAGUAAGAGCCAACAUUUGGAUAUCGCUGUGUAUUCUGGGUACAGACAGUAAUUCCACGAUGGCGGCGAGCAGGAGGCUGCACAAGGAACUUGAUGAAAUCCGCAAGUCUGGAAUGAAAAAUUUUCGUAACAUUCAAGUGGAUGAAUCAAAUAUUUUGACUUGGCAAGGCCUCAUUGUUCCAGACAACCCUCCAUACGAUAAAGGUGCUUUCAGAAUCGAGAUCAUCUUCCCAGCAGAGUACCCCUUCAAGCCCCCCAAGAUCACGUUCAAGACCAAGAUCUACCACCCCAACAUCGACGAGAAGGGACAGGUGUGUCUGCCUGUGAUCAGCGCAGAGAACUGGAAACCAGCCACUAAAACUGACCAAGUGAUCCAGUCCCUGAUUGCGCUGGUCAACGACCCCCAGCCAGAGCAUCCUCUCAGGGCAGACCUAGCAGAGGAAUACUCUAAGGACCGUAAAAAAUUCUUUAAGAACGCAGAAGAGUUUACAAAGAAACAUGGAGAAAAACGACCUGUGGACUGAGAACGCAAACGUGUGACUCCCUCUUCCUAUUCCCCCCCUCCCCCCUGGCCUCCUCUAUCUACUCUCCCCCCCCCCACACCCCUCUCUGCUCUUACCCAAUCUCCUGAAAAUGCCCCCACACACGUACACACAUCCUUCUAGCCCCCCUCCUCCUGGGGCGAUAUAUCUCAGCUCCACUUCUCCCUGGCAACAGGACUGUGUCGUGAAUCAGGCAGGUUGGUCACCUCUGGGUAUCAGCUUGUGGCUGUUACUAACUUUCUACUGAUUUCUUAAAUUAUAAAAAUGCCGGAAUUGGGCCCAAGAGAGCAACUUGUUAGAGGGAACAAAAAAAAUACAACGGAAAGAAAGAUCUAGAUGGAAAUGUUAUGCUCAAUUUGUUCAUGAUUUGUACACAGAAGUGCUGGUGCAGACCUCUGUAUAAAGAUGAUCAAGUGUUUUGAAAACUAUUUGGUAAAUGCUCAACUUGUGGUCUGAUUGUGAACCCAUUUCAUCUCACUCCUUCCCCUCACUAAAAUAUGUAACAGAAAAAAAAUCCACCCCAAAAGCAACAAAAUGAUAAAAAAACAAACACUUAAAGCAUCGAGGUUCAGGUGUGUGGAGAAAUGUUUAUUUUAUGUUUCUUCUUCUUUUUUUUGCCUAUGUUGCACUUUACUCUGUGGAACUAGCUUUUAAGUUUACCAUAAAACUUCAGUUUGUCACCAAUUCAAUCUUCCAGAUGUUAUAAAAGGGAAAAAAAGUUUGA
This is a messenger RNA of Salmo salar (Atlantic salmon), 1460 nucleotides long. Its product is annotated as ubiquitin-conjugating enzyme E2 L3. Lineage: Eukaryota; Metazoa; Chordata; Actinopteri; Salmoniformes; Salmonidae. The record is from RefSeq and is a predicted model, not a curated record.